GAGAGAGAGAGAGAGAUGGCUCCUGUGGGUCUUCCUCCAGGCUUUAGGUUCCACCCUACUGAUGAGGAGCUCGUCAACUACUAUCUCAAGAAGAAGAUCCAUGGCCUCAAGUUAGAUCUCGACAUUAUCCCUGAGGUUGACCUCUACAAGUGUGAACCUUGGGAAUUGGCAGAUAAGUCCUUCCUCCCUAGUAGAGACCCUGAAUGGUACUUUUUUGGACCGAGAGAUAGAAAAUACCCUAAUGGAUUUCGAACCAACCGUGCUACAAGAGCUGGAUAUUGGAAAUCAACAGGUAAAGACAGACGUGUCUCUUCACAAAAUCGAGCCAUCGGAAUGAAGAAAACAUUGGUCUACUAUAAGGGUCGAGCUCCACACGGUAUUAGGACUGAUUGGGUCAUGCACGAGUACCGCCUAGAAGACAAAGAAUGUGAAGAUGCAAUGGGAAUUCAGGAUUCCUAUGCGCUCUGCCGGGUUUUUAAGAAAAAUGUGAUAUGCACUGAUGUCGAAGAACAAGGACAAUGCAGUCUACCAUUGACAGAAAGCCCUCAAGCAAUUAAAGAGCACGAAAUUACCUCACCAGAUGUUCCCAUGCUAGGAUCUUCAUCUUGUAUUGAAGAGGAUGACAAGGAUGAUGCAUGGAUGCAGUUCAUCACUGAAGACGCUUGGUGUUCUAACAAUGAAGGUGGCGAUGAAACCUCUCCAUGCGUGGCGUUUGCUAACUGAUUUACUUGUGAAGUUUUUUCUUUUUCCUUUUCUUUGUUUGUCUCGUUCUUUCUUGGGACGAUAUUACUAUGUGGUAAACUAAUAAUAUGUCUGGGUUAUGAUUUUUUUAGGUAAU
Molecule: messenger RNA, 838 nt
Organism: Phalaenopsis equestris
Lineage: Eukaryota; Viridiplantae; Streptophyta; Magnoliopsida; Asparagales; Orchidaceae
Product: NAC domain-containing protein 86
Exons: 3
Coding region: 16-723 (235 amino acids)
Biological process (GO): regulation of DNA-templated transcription
Molecular function (GO): DNA binding
Source: RefSeq, a predicted model, not a curated record